AAAAAGAAGAACACGCAGUGACACCUUGCUGUUAGCUGAGGCUGGCACGGAAAACCAUGUAUUCUUCGGCGUAGGGAUUGGUCAGAACCAGCAUGAAAGAGUAACUCGGUGAGUAACAUCAGCAUCCUCUUUUCAGAGGGAGGAGAGGGUUUGUUAUGGGCUUCAUGAUGCUUCUCCCAUGUGAUCAUGGGAAACAAGAGGAGCAGCGGUACCACCAGCAUCACCAGCCGCUUAGGGUCUCUCCUUCCUCCUCCGCACUCUUCUUCCCAACACCAAUCAUGGCCUUCCCACCACCACCACCACCAUCAUCAUCAUCAUCCACCUCUUCUUUUCACUUGGUCACUCAUCAUUACACCCCCAUCAGCCUGGUAGAACAGGUGGGAGAAGGAAGCAAAGCUUAAUCAAGUUAAAAAGGAGGAGAAGAGGGGAUACGAUGUCUUGGACAUGGGAGCUCAUGGAGAGCAUCGGUUCCUUCUCUUCCGGACUUCCUUUGGGGAAUCAAGCGUCUUGGUCCGAUCUCUUUAUUCUUGGCUUACAUAUAUGAGAAACAAAGAGCCUUAUUCUAGAGUAUUUCCAUCCUAUAUACUUCAUUUGUGCUUCUGUUGUGUUUCCUCUCAAGUUAUCUAUUAUUGAACCCUAACAAUGGUGUGAGAUGGAGUCUGUUGUUUGGACUAUGUCGUCUGUUAAUUUUUCUUUUCGAAAGAGGGUUUCCUUCUGCAGAUACUCAUGAAUUAAUCACAUCCUUGUGGAGGAGGAGGAGGAGGAGAAUACAAUUAAUUACAUAUAACUUAUUUCUUCCAUGAUCAAGAUGAUGGUAUUAGUAUCUUCUUCUGUUUGUCUCAAGGACAUGGGUUGCAUCAGUAGAUAUGCAAAGAUCCAUGUGGAAGGAGGAUCUCUAGCAGCGAAGUGCAAAGAAGGCCCUCCAUAUCCUUCUACAAGGGUUUCUGAUUCGAGCGAGGAAUUGCUAGUGAAGGAACAAAAUAAUCGAGGAGGACGAUCAGAAGAGCAGAUGUCCGCUCGCCCCCAGUUCACCAUUACUCUAGGCCGAAGCGGUCAGGUUGUCAAGAGAGCAAGACCUAUAGUUGAUGGUAGUCAUUCUGUUGAUGACAUGCCUUCCUUAGGAGGCAAAAGGUCGGUGAGAGAAAGGUUGGAAAGUAACACGGCCAAUUACAAUUCUUAUAGAAGGCAGUACGAAAACAAACGUCAAAGGACUGACGGCCAUGAUUCAAGAUUCAUUAAUAAGAAUAUGAGGGACAAACAAAUCAAAACUGAUCAUCGGGUUGGAAGAGAUGAUCUGAGAUGGAAACUUAUGAAGAAAAGCUUAUCUCGAAGAAAUCUUGAUGCUGAAGGACAACGUGAUGUCGACCUACGUGAAAAACUCUCUCGAAAUGUACAGGCUUCUAGCAGAUCUGAUUCCCGACAACAUGUAACAGAAUCAAGUGCCUCUGGCCUUGGAAGGAGAAUACCUUCCACAAGAAGUGCAGAUGAUUUACUGGAAUUGGAUUCACAUAGAAAGUCUUACACUUGGACGUCGGACCGGCAGAGGCUUGGUUCUCCGGAUAGGUUUAUCAGCACUCAAAGGCACAUGCCUCCUUCUAGAAGAUAUGAGGAGCUGCGGCAUGCAUCUGCUAUAAGAUCUAUAGAUGCUUCUAGACCCUCUAGUUUUCUGACAAAUAGUGGGAUAGGUGAUGCUUCCAGAUCUCUUAAUUUUAUGGCGAAGGACAUGAGUGUGAAUGCAAAUCCGGUUGUUCGAGCUCCUGCACCAGGGAUUAUUGAGCCAAGAAGUGUCCUUAAGCCUGAGGAACCUCUUACAGUUGCUAGCUUGCUACAUUCAUUAGGGCUUGGAAAAUAUGCCAUACUCUUUCAGGCAGAAGAGGUUGACAUGACUGCAUUAAGGCAGAUGGGAGACACUGACCUAAAAGAAUUGGGAAUUCCCAUGGGCCCUAGGAAGAUCCUUCUUGCAGCUUUAUCUCAUGCAAGACAGCGGCAACGGUGAGAAGACCAAGCCUUAGUUGUCUUUGUGCCGCAUGUCGGGGCCAUUGAUUAUAUUAAACCUUAGGAUCUUAUCCUCCGUCAAUGCUUAUUUUGAAGCCUUAUUUUGAAUUCAACCUUUGCAGACGACUAAACUUGCAUUCCUCAGUGUAAAUCGAAUGCUUUGUCAAAAAUGUAUUGUAGAAAUCCUCAUUCUUACGGGGACUAGAUUAUAUGUGGAGCAGGAGAAAACUUCAAAGCCAUAGUGGUGGUGCUACUUGUUGUCAGAGUUGGCCAAUGUAUUUAGAUGAUAUGAUUAUAGAUCAGCUUGGACAACGGUUUAGCA
Musa acuminata AAA Group (dessert banana) is the source of this 2317-nucleotide messenger RNA. RefSeq lists its product as uncharacterized. The transcript is spliced from 8 exons. Lineage: Eukaryota; Viridiplantae; Streptophyta; Magnoliopsida; Zingiberales; Musaceae. Bases 800 to 1996 code for a protein of 398 amino acids. The record is from RefSeq and is a predicted model, not a curated record. Gene Ontology annotation, molecular function: protein binding.